AUGGCUCCAAGUGUUAGAAGAGGAUCACGAAGGGGAGGACGGAGUGGUAUGACUACAAGAUCCAAUAAAAUUACAAGUGAGUCUCAUUCUAUUGCACCAUCAUCUUCAUUAGCACCAUCAACUAGUGUAGCACCUCCUAAUUUGAGUGCUCAACAAGCACAACAAGCACCAACAACUGAUCCACCAACAGUAGAACCACCGUUAGUAGACCUACAUAUUCAUUCAAGUGAGAAAGCUAGAAACCCUAUAGCAAAACGGGGGCCUACUUGUGGUCAUGGUACUAAGGUACUUAAGAAGUCAGCUAAGUCGUUAACUGUAACCUUCGACUAUAAACUUAAUCAAGCUAUUUGUGAUAAUGCUGAGCGAUUCAACAAUGAGAUUGGAUUUAUAGUUCGCCAAUACUGUAGUUUUCAGUACAAAGAAUGGAGGCUUGUACCUCCAGAAGUUAGAGCUCCACUUCGUGCUCGACUCUUGAAUACAUUUGAUAUUGACAUUGAAGAUGAGAAAGUCCAAAAAGUUAUUGAUGGGCAGAUGCAACGAGCAUGGAGAGGCCACAAAUAUAAAUUGCAUGACCAUUUCAAGAAAGUUGGUGGUGAAAUAGAUCCAACGAAGGCCAAGAAUGAGUGCCCUAGAGGAGAAGUAUCUCAGCAAGACUGGGAAUAUCUUUGUGAUCGUUGGUCUGAACCUAGCUUUUUGGAACUAUCAAAGAAGAAUGCAGACAGUCGUUCCAAAAGGAAGUGGGACUCUAGAAAUGGCUCAAAGUCUACCGCACGUCAUCACAUAUCACGUGGAGUAGAUUUAGAUGCUAGCAUAGGACAUAUUGAGACUUGGCGCCUUCGUCAUUGGCAUAAAGAGAAUGGAUGGGAAACUCCAGAGCUGAAGGACACAUAUGAAAAAAUGAUACAGUUAAGGCAAGAUAACCCUCCAGAGAAGAUGUCUGACAAGGAAAUUUUAGAACAGGUACUUGGUCGACACUCUGUUCGUUUGUUUGGGUGGGGUCGAUCUCCUAACAUAUCCGAGACAACAAAUACUAGUAGCGAUCCAGAUCGUCCUAGUUAUUCUCGACUCAUGGAGCUUUAUCUUGAUUUACGAGGAGAGCUUGACACUAUGCGACAAGCUUUAAUUGCAAAGGAAAUCAUGUUACCUUCAACAAAUACACAUGCAUCUGACCAUAGUUCAGGACCUUCAAUGAACCCUACUCCUUUCAGAAAUAAUCAAGACACACCUUGCCAACCUAGUUCAGAGUUUAUGGGCGAGAAUGUGUAG
This is a messenger RNA of Cannabis sativa, 1266 nucleotides long. RefSeq lists its product as uncharacterized. The transcript has 7 exons. Bases 1 to 1266 code for a protein of 421 amino acids. The record is from RefSeq and is a predicted model, not a curated record. Lineage: Eukaryota; Viridiplantae; Streptophyta; Magnoliopsida; Rosales; Cannabaceae.